AUGUCAUCGGAUCACGUCAUUAUCCUGAUCACCACCGUCACUGCGAUUCUAUCUUAUUCGAGCUUGUCCAAUGCCUUAUUACAUUCCGGUAGUGUCUCUCAUGGUAUUUCCGAAAGCGACUAUUUCUUGACGACCAAUGAGCUCUGGUUUAACCAAACCCUAGAUCAUUUCUCACCUUACGAUCAUCGUAAAUUCAGACAGAGAUAUUUUGAAUUCAUGGAUUACUUUAGAGCUCCAGAUGGUCCUGUCUUUAUGAUAAUAUGCGGUGAAGGUCCUUGCAGUGGCAUAGCUAAAGAUUAUAUAACUAAAUCUUUGAAUGUUAAGUUGAAUAGAAGUAGUGGUGAUAGUGACAAUCCUUGGUUCUUCUUUGGUGUUUCUUAUCCUGGAGCUUUAAGUGCGUGGUUUCGGCUUAAGUUCCCUCAUUUGACUUGUGGAAGUCUCGCUAGCUCUGCGGUUGUUCGUGCCGUUCGUGACUUCUCUGAGUUUGAUCAGCAGAUUAGUGAGUCAGCUGGUCAAGAAUGCAAAGCUGCAUUACAGGAGACUAAUAAACUCUUGGAAUUAGGGCUUAAAGUAAAAGCAAAGGCGGUGAAAUCGCUCUUUAACGCCACCGAGCUUGGUGUUGAUGCUGAUUUCUUAUUCUUCACCGCAGAUGCAGCGGUUAUGGCGUUCCAAUAUGGAAAUCCAGAUAAACUAUGUGUCCCGCUUGUUGAAGCAAAGAAGAAUGGUAUUGAUUUAGUGGAAACAUAUUCUAAAUAUGUUAGAGAUUAUUGCAUUGGAGUUUGGGGCCUAAGAGCUAGAAUGUAUAACCGAAGAAAUCUGAGAAACACAGUUGUUACCGCAGAUAGUACAUAUCGGCUAUGGUGGUUCCAAGUUUGCACAGAGCUAGCAUAUUUCCAAGUGGCACCUUCAAAUGAUAGCGUUCGAUCGCACCAAAUCAAUACAGAGUACCAUUUGGAUUUGUGCAAGAGCCUUUUUGGGAGAAGUGUAUACCCUAAAGUUGAUGCAACAAACCUGUUCUACGGAGGAGAUAGAAUCGCAGCAACCAAAAUCAUCUUCACAAAUGGGUCACAAGAUCCAUGGCGUCAUGCUUCCAAACAAACCUCCUCUCCUGAAUUGCCUUCUUACACCAUGGACUGCCAUAAUUGUGGCCACGGAGCUGAUCUCAGAGGAUGCCCUCAAGCUCCAAUUGUCAUUGAAGGUAAAUCAAAUAAUUGCAGCUCACCAGAUGCUGUAAACAAAGUGAGACAACAUAUGGUGAAACACAUCGACUUGUGGUUGUCCGAAUGUCGUGGAUCUACUAGGAGUUCUAUGUAG
Microthlaspi erraticum is the source of this 1314-nucleotide messenger RNA. NCBI's taxonomy places the organism in Eukaryota, Viridiplantae, Streptophyta, Magnoliopsida, Brassicales, Brassicaceae. The record is from the annotation of a GenBank genome assembly.